Molecule: messenger RNA, 666 nt
Organism: Leptosia nina
Lineage: Eukaryota; Metazoa; Arthropoda; Insecta; Lepidoptera; Pieridae
Source: the annotation of a GenBank genome assembly
AUGAGCCGGCACACCUGCUUGGCUGCGGUCGCGCUGCUUUUUGUAUUUUGUGUGGCCGAAGCUCAACGCCGCUUGGCCUUACCUGAUCCACGCAGUUGCGCUAACAGAGUUCGCCAUUCGGUGUACAAAGAUGGACGCGGUGUUCUACACUCAUACUUCUUCAGUUGGGAACAUGCGCCUACCCGCAAUUUGGAAGUCGACUGGCUGGACGCAAGGAAUAUUUGUCGAAGACAUUGUAUGGACGCCGUUUCUUUGGAAACUCCACAGGAAAACGAAUUCAUCAAGCAGAGAAUAGCCCGAGCUAAUGUACGUUACAUUUGGACGUCCGGCCGUAAAUGUAAUUUCGCCGGCUGCGACCGCGCAGACCUGCAGCCACCAAAUGUGAACGGCUGGUUCUGGUCCGGUUCCGGAGCUAAGAUCGGACCUACGACUCAGAGGAACACCGGUGACUGGUCUUACACGGGCGGUUAUGGGCAACAACAACCCGACAACAGAGAAGCUGCUCAAGGAAACGACGAGUCCUGUCUGGCCAUCCUAAACAACUUCUACAACGACGGUGUCAAAUGGCACGACGUGGCUUGUCAUCACGUCAAGCCCUUCGUGUGUGAAGACAGCGACGAACUGCUCAACUUCGUGCGAUCGCGCAACCCCAGUCUUCGCCUAUGA